CAGCUGCACACCCACAACAAAAAUCGAUCCGAAUCAAACAAUGGGUAUAUUGAGCAGCCUCCGACAUCACACACUUACAUGCGAAUAGAUUCCGAUAUUGAAUUGAAUUUUAUCGAUACGACAAACGUAUUGUGCGUUUGCACUGUGUUCAAAUCCUGUUUUUCCCAUAGCUUCAUGCAGUGAAACGGAUAAUAAAUUCCGCCUGAUUUUCACAACUAAGGACUUGCACCACUCGGAAAUUCAGUAAGUUGAAAUCAAACGUGAUUAAUGAGAAACUCUUGCUCUGCAAUACACACCGACGUCUGCUCUAAUUGAUGUAACCGACUUGUCAUCGCUUGUUCUGCAUGCAUGCGCGACAUCACCGGAGGACGUAAAGAGUACGCCACAAACCAACAAGUAGGAGACAUCUACAACUGCAGCAGGUGAGCUAUGGGUCUCCCGUGCCUACGACUAUCACUCCGGGUCGCAUCAUUGACGGUGUUCAUCUGUGGCCUCGUGGUUCUAACCGUCCUCAAUCUGGGAUGGUACAUGCGGAGAUACUCUCAACAUGGUAUACCAAGCUCCUUGGGCAGGAAUGCCGAAUCCCUGAGUCAACUCAUCGGGGAACUGAACGGGACAAAUGAUGUGAGUGCAUCAUAUCUAAACGAUCAGCUCCACAACCCGCAAAGUAUCCUUGACAGUAGCCUGGAUCGAGAGAUGAAGAGGCGACUGGCACUCAUAGAUGCCGCCUGCACGCGGCGCAAGGUAUCUCGCCAGGCUAAGCGCUACAAUGCACAGUUCUUCGACCAUCUCUUGGUCCUAGACCCCUACAAGCUCCUGUUCAAUUUCAUCCCUAAAGUGUCCUGCACCACCUGGAAGAAGCUCCUAGGUGAGUUGAUGGUCAGAGCCAACGCCACGGAACACUUCACCACCCUGAAUAAAUACACGACCGAGGAGAGAAACUGGCGGCUAGACACAUACAAGAAGGCCGUGUUCGUCCGAGAGCCACUCUCCCGCUUGCUGUCUGCCUGGAUGGAUAAAUUCCGUGACAACCCAAAGGAUAAGAAGAGAUGGGAGAAGUACUUCGGCAAGCAAAUCGUGAAGCGGUAUCGGCAAGGCGUCCAUGAUGCCAGCGGACGGUCUCUCCGGUGGCUAAACGUUACCUUCACGGAGUUUUCGCAAUUCGUGGCACGGUACGGUCCACAAUGUGAAAUCGACGCCAUCUCAGACCACUUUGUACCGCAGAAUGAGAUCUGCAACCCCUGUCAGUUAAAUUACCACUUCAUCGGACACUUCGAGAACUUGGCGGUGGAAGGGCCGUAUUUUCUUCGUUGGAUCUCAGCCGACCAUCUGGUUAGUUUCCCCCGGUUCCAUCCCUCGGCUGCUAGUCGCUCCUUCAAGGAGGAGAUAGCACGUGUGCCGAUAAAGGCAUUAGACGGCCUAGCAAAGCUCUACAAAAGAGACUACGAAAUGUUCGGAUAUUCCUUUGAGAACACGCUGGAUAUACUUGUAAAUGAUUAGACAUUUCAACAAGGCUGAACAUCUAACCAUCGCACAGUUCUGGGACACAUUAAUGUACAAUUUGGAACCUCAAUGUAACCCUUGAAAGACAAGAUACAAGCACACAAGUUGUUUCUUUUCAGUUUGCACCAUAUCACUAAGUAAGCCCAUCACUAGUCAGUGGGUUUGUCAAAAUUCAUCUCCUAUACGCCAUUUCGAUCGGGUGCAAUCUUGUGUUUUAAGAUUUCAGGGACUAUUAACGAAACACUGAAGAACCUGUCAUUUUACCAUCCCAGAAGAGUGUUUUCGGGGCCC
Patiria miniata (bat star) is the source of this 1794-nucleotide messenger RNA. Its product is annotated as carbohydrate sulfotransferase 14-like. NCBI's taxonomy places the organism in Eukaryota, Metazoa, Echinodermata, Asteroidea, Valvatida, Asterinidae. Gene Ontology annotation, molecular function: sulfotransferase activity. Gene Ontology annotation, biological process: carbohydrate biosynthetic process. Gene Ontology annotation, cellular component: membrane. The transcript has 3 exons. The record is from RefSeq and is a predicted model, not a curated record. Bases 430 to 1500 code for a protein of 356 amino acids.